CUCAUGUUCUGAUUUUAGAACAACCUUCGUAUCUAGUGUAGAUCUCUAUGUGAUUGCAGGAACUGCAGAGACACAGGUAGGUGACAUCCGUGUCGUCACAUCAAAGAAAGAAGGCCUUGAAAGAUAUAUAAGAGUCUUGAUUGACCACCCAUUAUCUCUAUCAUCACAACACUUCUAUCCCAUCCACUACUACAAUACAACAAUCUUGAUAACCCUCAACCACCUUCUACUACCUUCAAACAAACAACCAACACAACAACCAUCACAAUGAAGACUGCCGCCAUCGUCUCCCUCGCUUUCGCCCUCGCUGCCUCCGCAGCUCCCACUCCUGCUGCCUCUGGCUGUGUCGCUAAGGACAACGCUUGCCGUGCCUCCGACCCCGUUACUGGCCUUUCUGCCAACCAGGCUCAGUGCUCUUCCGAGAACGCUUCCUGCCAGGGCGACUGCUACGAUGCAUACAACGAGUGCCGCUCUGCACCCGAUGCCAACAUGUCUUACUGCGCUUCGCAGUACGCUGGCUGCCUCGGCCAGAACCCCUUCGGUUCUGACGGCUCUCUCGUCAUCAAGCCUGCCGUCAAGGCCCGCUCUGAGGAGAACUGUGUCGCUAAGGACAACGCCUGCCGUGCCAGCGACCCCGUCACCGGUCUGAGCGCAAACCAGGCUCAAUGCUCUUCCGAGAACGCUGCUUGCAAGGGUUCUUGUGACGAGUCCUACAACGCCUGCAGAACUGCCCGCCCCAACGGUCUUUCUGCCAACAUGGCCCAGUGUGCUUCCGAGUACGUCGGCUGCCUCGGCGAGAACGUCUUCGAGAAGCGCUCAGCUCCCGCUGGUGCCUUUGGCGGUCUUGCCAUCCACUCCGGCUCUGACAUUCAGUACGCAUCUGUCAACGCUGCUGGCUCCACCUUCUGGUUGAACAAGGACUCUUCCGUCUACUGCCCCAAGGUUGACGGCCUCGUCUGCUCAAACACCACCACCACUCAAUUCCUCGGUGGUGACAACACCCUGAGCCUCGAUACUACCGUUCCCGGAGGUCAGCAAGUGUACAUCGCUGCCGACGGUAGACUCUCCUUCACUGUCCCUCACUCCGCAUACACUGGCAAGGGCUCCUCUUCCACCGGCUUCAGCAUCGCUCAGGAGGGCCAGCACCUCCAGUACCAGGGCUCUGACUUCCUCGCCUGCCCCGUCGACGACGCCUACGCUGUUUUCGCCGCUGCCGCUAUGAAGAGUUCCUCCGAGGACUGCCUUGGCUUCGCCUUCAGAAUCUCCGAGACCUCUGCUCCCGCUGCCUGGGAGUACUCUUAAGCUAUUCGCCUCCUGGAGAGAGUUUAGCACAAAACUGCCAGUUUGAUCCUUUUUGAUUUGGCUUUUCGAACAUUUCUGGCAUAGCAAGCGUUUUAUUUUGCACUCUACACAUUCGCUACAUACCCUUGUUUUUACCAUUGCAUAGCAUCUUUGUACAUAUUAGAACUUUUUAGAUUCAGACAAUUGAGAAUUAUAUCUCUUGCAUACAACUUCUUUCCACCU
Molecule: messenger RNA, 1524 nt
Organism: Aureobasidium pullulans EXF-150
Lineage: Eukaryota; Fungi; Ascomycota; Dothideomycetes; Dothideales; Saccotheciaceae
Exons: 1
Coding region: 268-1302 (344 amino acids)
Source: RefSeq, a predicted model, not a curated record